GAAGAAGUGCAAGAGGAAGCUCCAAAUUUUGUAAUCCUCUUGAAAGACAUGACAGUCAAUGAGUCCUCUGUUCUGAAACUAGAAGUUGAAGUCACUGGUAUACCAGCUCCAGAAAUUACCUGGCAUUUUGAAGAUGAAGAGAUCAUUGCUGAGGAUGAUAUAGAGCUGAUCACUGAACAAUACAAGUCUACUCUGAUUAUCAAUAAAGUUCUCCCUGAAGAUGAGGGUGAAUACAGAGUGGAGGCUGUAAAUAAGGUUGGAAGCUGCUCCUGUGUUGCCUACAUCACAGUC
This is a messenger RNA of Lottia gigantea (owl limpet), 291 nucleotides long. RefSeq lists its product as hypothetical. Lineage: Eukaryota; Metazoa; Mollusca; Gastropoda; Lottiidae. The annotation marks the transcript as partial. The transcript has a single exon. The record is from RefSeq and is a predicted model, not a curated record.